GCUGCCUGCCUUCACAAUUUCGGCGCAUAACGUUAGAAUUUUUCUCCCUCUUCUCUUCUCCCUCUCUCUUCUACAAUACACACACUAUUUUCCCCUUUUCCUUUCUCCCCACCGUAUGUGUCUCUGCUUGAUUGAUUGAUUGAUGUUAUUGUUGGAAAAUUCUGGUUAGUCUUAGUUGUAAAUUAGAUUUCAGAGUAAAAUUAUUGCUGCUGGAGAUGAAAUCGCCUCUGGGGAAGCUGAGAAGAUUGGGGCUGAAUAAGGGCGAGCCAGAGGAAGAUUGGGAUCACCAUAUUUCGGUGCAUGUAGAUGGCUUAGCUCAAGCAGCAAAGGAUAUGAAAGACAUGAGAGCAUGCUAUGAUGGCUUACUUUCUGCUGCAGCUGCUUCAGCAAAUAGUGCUUAUGAGUUUUCAGAGUCGUUGAUAGAGAUGGGGAAUUGUCUAUUGGACAAAACUGCAAUGCAUGAUGAUGGAGAUAGAGGAGGUGCAAUAUCAUUGUUGGGGAAAGUGCAGCUUGAACUUCAGAAACUUGUUGAUAGCUAUCGGUCACAUAUUAUCAUGACAAUAACGCAUCCAUCAGAAUCUCUCCUGAGUGAGCUACGUAAAGUGGAGGAGAUGAAAUUGCAGUGUGAUGAGAAAAGAGAAAUAUUUGAGUACAUGUUGGGACAAUUUAGAGAAAAAAGAAAAUCAAGACAUGCAAAGGGGGAAACUUUUACCUCAGAGCAAUUGAAGGCAGUUUGUGAAGAAUAUGACGAGGUUGCAAGGCUGUGCAUUUUUCGUGUAGAAUCACUGAAACAAGGGCAGUCCCGGAGUCUAUUGACACAGGCAGCUCGUCACCAUGCGGCACAGUUAAACUUUUUCCGGAAGGGACUACAAUCUCUCGAAGCUGUAGAGCCACAUGUAAAGAAUGUUGCAGAAAAGCAGCACAUUGACUAUGAGUUAAUUGAAUUGAACGAUGGAGACAGUUUUCAGACUAAUGAUGAUGGAGAACUAAGUUUCGACUAUACCCUGAACAAGAAAGAGAUUGAAAAUACUACCACAUCAAGGAGUUCAAUGGAGCUAGAUCAGAUGGGUGUAUCAAGUUCCCAAACAUCACAGGUGAAAAAUCUUGACAUGCAGCUAAGCUUUGGCAGAAACCAAGGGGAUGUAUUCUUUAGUGAACAACGUAGAGCAGUUAAUAGUCAUUCUGCUCCAUUAUAUGCUGAGAAGUUUGACCCUGGCGAAAGAAUUAGAGAAAUGAGGAAUUCUGCACAGAAAUAUAGUAGACAUGUGCUUCCCACUCCUGAUGAUGCAAAGGGUUCAAUGAAUAGCUCUCCAUCCCUAUCUAGUACCAAAAGCUCCGGUGGGAGCUCAAAAAAUCUAUAUCAUUCAUCUCCACUGGACAUUGAGAAGCAGAAGAAAAUUGUAGAGGGUCACAUAUCUGCACGCAAUCUUCCAAAAUCUCAGGUGCCUGCUGACGAUAACAGCAACAAGAAGCAUUUUCUCCCUCUACCCCCUCCUGUCCCGCAGUUGGACACACGAAGUGGGUCUGAUAACCAAAAGAUACAAAGGCAAGCCUUUUCUGGUCCGAUAGUGAGCAAAUCAUAUAACAAGCAGCCACUUGUACCCACCAGUGGACCUAUCAGCUCUACAGAAGUUUCAGGGUUACAUGGUUCUGUUUCUGGCCUUCAGCCACCAGUGUUGAAUGUGUCUCAGAAUGCUCCGCCUCCACCAGUAUCUUCUCCGAAAAUAAGUGAGCUUCAUGAGCUCCCUAGACCUCCUGAGUCCUUUGGCUCCAAGGCCAUGCAAUCUGCCGGGGCUAUCGGACACUCAGCUCCCUUAGUCAGUAGAAAUCGAGAAAUAUCUCCUACGAAUAGGAAUCGAUUCGUGUCGUCAAAAGAAGGGUCCCCACUCCCUCUCCCGCAACUAACUGUCUCCAGAAGUUUCUCUAUACCCUCUAGUAGUCAGAGAGCAACGGCAUUUCAUCCAGGCAAGGCACUGGAACCCUCUCAAAUUGUCCAGAGGACGGAAAAAUUACCUUCUCCCCCAUUAACACCUAUAUCAUUAUCAAACAUGAAGUCUCCAAACUCUGGACGGAUAGGAGGCAAAGUGAAUGAUUUUGGUGGUUAGGUCUUCUAUUAUUUGACUGGCUCGAUCAGUAUUUCACUUGUCGAUUACACAUUUGGGAUUGUGUCACUCCCAAUCUAUUUGUUUCCUCCUUGCCAUGUGUGGAAGAAGGGGGGGAGGAGUUCUGAAAGCCUUAGUGAUGUGAAUUUUGCUUGGUAUUGCUUUUGACGUCAACAUUGUAGCUAUUGGUAUAUAAUGUUAUGAUAUAUUAGGGGAAAGAAAAAGGAUUGAUCUCUUGUGAGAUAAAUACCAUCUGAAUCCAAAGCUGAAAUUUUAGUGGAUGCAGGUGGCGGCUGAAGUAACUUGCACCAGCCCUUGAACAAGUCGCAGUUUUAUGGAGUUAGGAUCCUGCGAUAUUUUACUGGGUGAAAGUUUGUAUAUACUGUUGUUGUUUUGCUUUAUCUAACAUUCAAUUCGGUCAAAAUAACUUUUACUCCC
Molecule: messenger RNA, 2540 nt
Organism: Salvia hispanica
Lineage: Eukaryota; Viridiplantae; Streptophyta; Magnoliopsida; Lamiales; Lamiaceae
Source: RefSeq, a predicted model, not a curated record